Messenger RNA from Lobosporangium transversale, 603 nucleotides. RefSeq lists its product as hypothetical. Bases 1 to 603 code for a protein of 200 amino acids. The transcript has 6 exons. The record is from RefSeq and is a predicted model, not a curated record. NCBI's taxonomy places the organism in Eukaryota, Fungi, Mortierellomycota, Mortierellomycetes, Mortierellales, Mortierellaceae.
AUGACGUUUUACAGCAACGCAAAGGAAACUUGGUAUCCCACUGCCAAAGGUAUUAAUAAUAAUAAUACUACUACUAAUAAUAUUCAUCAUAUGUCAGCGUUCAGCCUCGUCGACCAACAUGAAAGACCACAAAUGAUACAAACUUCUAGCCAGAUACAGAGCAGAGCUAGGAAACCCUCUGAACAACUCAACAGCAAACUACAGACCAGAAAAAGCAAAAAAAGCCUCACCUGGUCAUUCACAGAAGAGCCCUCGCCGCUGUCAUCAACUGUAACAGGGGCCACUAGCCCUAGGCUCAUGGCGACGAUUGUCCCAAAGACUGCAAUGGGCCCAUGCAGUGCUUAUCGAAAUGGGGCGAAAGCGGAGCUGCUCAUCCGCUUGAGCUCCAGCCCGCCGACCCUUCCGUCAAGCCCUCGCAACUCCUUGAAGGGGGAUCAUUGUAGUAGCUCUAGAGAGCCUCUAGCCUCUGGACCUUACUUUGAUCCGAGUGCCCUUGGGGAUUUCGCGCCCUAUAGAGCUCGAGUCCCGGCCUUCAAGGAGGUCCCCCCUCCAGCAGGAUCAGGAUCAGGACCAGGAUCAGGAUCAGGUGUUAUCAAGGCCUGA